AUGUCUCCUCUUUUCUUCAAUCUGUCAGUCCUUUUACUGUUUGCCUCCCUCGCAACCGCCUUCCAAUAUAACACUUUCGAUGGAGAGGGAUCUCCGGCUUGUAACAAUAUCUCUGCAAUUUGCCAUCCUAUCUCUGUGGAUGAAAUGAUUUCCAUCGUCAAAAAUGCAUCUGCAUCAAACACCCCAGUGAGGGCUAGUGGGAAAGGACAUAUGUGGUAUGACACAAUGUGCUCAGACGAUCCAAAAACAGUUAUUAUGGUCACUGAAGAGGUUUACGGGAUAAGCGACUUCAAUCUGGAAGCAGGAUCUGUGACUAUCGAAGCGGGAGUUACCUUUUUUGAGCUUGCUGAGUAUUUGCAUGAACGAGGCGCUUCUAUUGGAUAUGCUUUGGUGAAUUGGAAUAUGACUAUUGCUGGUGCGGUUGCUAUGGGUGCUCAUCGAAGUUCGUUGAGAGAAGAUUCCAUGGUGGCUUCAGGUGUUCUGGAAAUGUGGAUUAUUGAUGGAACAGGGACACUUCAGCACAUAGUGAGGGACAAUACCAAUGAUGAUUGGCUUGCCGCGUCAACUUCAUUGGGACUUCUUGGUCCUAUCGCAAGGUUGAAGUUCAAGAUUUAUCCGGACACUAAGUUAUAUGCUCAACAAAAGAGGUAAGUCAACGUUCGUUUACACCAACUCCGACAUACGGCUAAUUGAGCACAGUAUUCCCGAAGCCGAUGUUCUAGAUGGAGAUAUCUAUGGUAUGAUAGCACCAUACGCCACCGCAAACUUCUGGUGGUGGCCCUACUUGAAGAAAUUUCAUCACCGUUACUACGAUCUCGUGGAAACAGCUUCUACUUCUCAAGAAGGAUUUCAGUCCACCUUCUCCAUCACUUCGCUCGAAGCAACAGCCGCAAAAGUCCUCCUGGACUCUGGAAAGAUCCUUGCAACCUCCAACUUCCUCUCGGAAACCAUCUUUGAGGGACUUUGGGCACAGCCUAAUUUCCACGAGAAAUCCAAUGAUACAGUAAUCAAAGACUGGCCAGUUUACGGGUGGAACUACGACGUUCUAAUCGGUGGUCUCUAUCCUGGAAUGAAACCAGAAUGGGAUUAUCAACUCUCAGCCUACACACUUGAACUUGCUGUCCCAGUAACAUUAGCCAACAAUUUGCUGAAGAGGGUUAGAGAGCUUUUUGAUGAAUCAGCAGAUAAAGGGUUGAUUAUGUCGAGUACGUAUCGAAGCGGGAUCAACAUUAAAUUCGGACGGCCAUAUGAGGAUUUACUCGGCCAGGUUUGGACGAAUGGGACAAAGGAUGGAGCGGAUUGGAGUAAGGGGGCUAUAAUGUUUGAUUUUCCUAGCUACAAGCCUACGUGGGGUGAUAGGCUGAGGUUCAAUGAGCCGUUUUGUGGGUUUUUCUUCUUUGAAACAGGUGCGCAGCAAAUGCUAACGAGACAGAUCAUAAUCUUGCGACUACCAUUAUUGACGAGUUUCCUUGUCGCCCUCAUUGGACAAAAAAUACGCGUGACGUUUUCACGCAAGCUGUUAAAAAUUUGGAUCCUGAUGUAAGUUUGGUGGUUCCUUUUAUUACCGUUAAUUUGACCAAUAUUGACUCAAUAUUGUAGCACCUUGCACGAUUUGCUGCUGUGCGCCAAAAGUUUGAUCCAAAGGGCAUUUUCAAGAGUGUCGUUGGCGAAAUUAUAGGGGUCUCGUAG
Molecule: messenger RNA, 1689 nt
Organism: Hymenoscyphus albidus
Lineage: Eukaryota; Fungi; Ascomycota; Leotiomycetes; Helotiales; Helotiaceae
Source: the annotation of a GenBank genome assembly